Botrytis sinoallii is the source of this 1590-nucleotide messenger RNA. RefSeq lists its product as uncharacterized. The transcript is spliced from 3 exons. The record is from RefSeq and is a predicted model, not a curated record. Lineage: Eukaryota; Fungi; Ascomycota; Leotiomycetes; Helotiales; Sclerotiniaceae. The coding region runs from base 1 to 1590 and encodes 529 amino acids.
AUGGCCUCCAAGUAUCAACCGGACACCCAAUCAAGUGACCUAUCAUGGUUAUGUUCUGAAGGACCAUAUGUAAAAUUCAUCAAGAGCCUUAAAUCACGGAACCCCUCCAUCUAUAAGCCAGACCCCAAAAAUCAUAGAAUUGGAUCCCGAGUGGGGACAUCAAGAUCAGUUGCUCUGAAUGUUUGCCCUGAUCACACAGUAACAUCUGAACAUUUCAAAAAUGUUUCCGAACUCAAAAACCACUUUGCUCAACGAGUGAAAGACGAUGAGAAGGGAAAACCAAACACAAUGCAGAGGGUGUAUAUUAUCGAAGGGCUAGAUCCGCAAUUUAUAGAAGCAUAUGGGUCAUACUUCUUUAUGAACCCAAUUUUUUUCGCUAGACAAGGAAGAAAUACAAUAUGGGAUAUGCGUGAUAUCCAGGAAGGAUUUAGUGAUAGCCCUCCUUUACCCUCACUGGAGAAUCCGGAUAAGUGUUUUCGUCUCAAAUAUCGUGAAAUGAGAAAAUUCGGUCCAGAUUAUGAUCACUGGCGAACGAUCUGUGCGACGAGUGGAUCACAUGUUUCGGGAAUUGGUUUCGAGUAUAAACUAGACAGUCUAGCUGCAGUGGAGAGAAAGUGUUCCUUUUGGUUCAGGGAUGCUGCUGAUAACCAAGAAGGGUGGGAUGCUGUUAUUCUCUGUGAGCCACCAGUCCAUAAAGUUUAUCGCGCGCGGAGCCUUUUCCCGCAAGAGAUCAAAAGUGAAUUAUUUCAAGGUGGUUAUAUGGAUUUUCUCGACCUUGAUGUCUUGAUCCGAGACGGCUUGAAUGGGGCAUUGGAUGGACCCCCCAGAACCUGUAUGUUUGAUGAUCUAUGCUUCUACUUCGAGCAUCAUAGCCCACUUCUAUUCGAGAUGGAAGGAGCGACACCCCCCUUGAUUGCGUCUGCUUUCCUCAAGAAAAUUGUAGCUUCUCAUUACAUAAAAUUGAUUGACUAUUUCGAAAUAAUUGUUCAAAGAUUGAAGAGGAAGGGACUACUCUCCCGUCAAACUGAUAAGCAAGACUACAACUCUUGGCCAGAACAACGCGAACAAUGGUCCAGUCUACAACUCACCUAUCGCUUCCUCUCAGAAUACAGUUCCGAUAUCCAAUACAUCAUUCAAACCUUGAGAAUUUCCACCUCCCCACCAUACCCCACCCAUUACCUCUCCUCAACCCUCGACUUCCCCUUCAUCCACAACUCCCUCUCAAAUCUCUACAGCCGCGUAACUACAAUCAUAUCCUCAACUCAAGGUCUCUCCUCCAUCGUCGCCAACCGCGAAGCCCUACACGAAGCGCGACUUUCUGUCCGCGAAGCGAAGAAUUCGAAAACGCUUACGUUUAUUGGGUUGGUUUUCAUACCGUUGGCUUACACCAGUGCUCUUUUUAGUAUGAGUGGUGAGUAUCGACCGGGUGGAGAGGAGUUUUGGGUUUAUUGGGUUACGUCGGUGCCGAUUAUGGUAUUGGGUUUUGCGGUGACGUGGGCGAUGCAGUUUGAAUGGGAUGAGCGUGGAGGGGGGAGGUGGUGGGGGAGAGCGAGGAUGACUGGGAAUAAAGGGGGGCAAAGGGAGUGGUGA